UCAUUUCUUGCAGCAUUGUGUCUAAAUACGUGAGUUUCGUGACAGGGCUCCUCUCCUCACAUCUGUGUCUGGUGCUCGGCGAUCCGUCGCUCGUCACUCGACUCGUCAGUCUCGGUGCGUCGCUCUCAGUUUCCCGCUCAGACCAGAGCAGUGGAGCACCGAUCGCCGAGCGCGAACCAAACGGGUCACGCGCACAUUUACUGCGAUACACGUCGCAAGAAACGGUACAACCAGGGUGUUAAAACGACAGUUCUAUUGUGACGCUUUGACGGUCGGCGGCCCUAUGGUGUUGGGCGUGGAAUCCAUGGACCCGCCCACGAAAUCAGGAGCCAAUCAGGUGGCCGACGUUGUGUUCGUCAUCGAGGGAACCGCGAACCUCGGGCCCUAUUUCGAGUCUAUGAGGAAGCACUACAUACUGCCUGCCAUUGAGUAUUUCAAUGGGGGGCCUCCUGCAGAAACUGACUUUGGAGGAGAUUACGGUGGGACACAGUACAGCUUGGUGGUGUUCAACACGGUGGACUGUGCCCCCGAGUCCUACGUGCAGUGCCACGCCCCCACGAGCUCCGCCUUUGAGUUCGUCACUUGGAUCGACAGUAUCCAGUUCAUGGGCGGUGGGGCAGAGAGCUGCAGCCUCAUCGCCGAGGGCCUCUCGGUGGCUUUGCAGCUCUUUGACGACUUCAAGAAGAUGAGGGAGCAGAUAGGCCAGACCCACAAGGUGUGUGUGCUGCUGUGCAACUCCCCACCGUACCUGCUGCCCGCCGUUGAGAGCGUCAGCUAUACGGGCUGCACCGCGGACAGCCUGGUCCAGAUCAUACGCGACAGAGGCAUACACUUCUCUGUGUUGUCUCCUCGGAAACUGCCCGCGCUGCAGGCCCUCUUUGAGCGAGCUUCGCCUGUGGGUGUGGCUGCAGAGUCUCCACACCCAGACUACAGCCAGGACCCGCGUCACAUGAUCCUGGUACGAGGCAUCGCCCUGCCAGCUGCCCAGGGGGGGGGCUCUGGGGCAGGCCCUCUGAAGCCACCUCAGCCCCUGUCUGUCGGUCAGACCAGUCUCCCUGGAGCCUCCCAGCCUCCUCCAAUCAGCACAGCUCAUCAGUACCAGCCGUCCUCUUCUCUCAGCGCUGCCCAGGUUGCUGCUCAGAAGGCUGUAGAGGCGGCCAACAACCAGAAGAACCUGCGCUUCCCGUCACCUUUCGGUCAGCCAGCACCUCUGCAGUCAGUGAGUGGUGUGAACCUGGUCCCGACGUCUCAACCUAGUCUGGCCACCGUCACCACCAUGUCUGCCCCCAUGCUGAACCAGCAAACACCACCCCCCCCGCAGCAGUCACAGGUUCAGUCUUCUGGGCAGCCCACACCCAAUCAGCAGCCUUCUCAGAUUGCUCAGCCACAGCCGCCCAAUCAGCAGACACCGCCUUCCUCUCAGCCCGGUAUGCCCGGUGUGCCGGCAGGCCAGCUGAGUGCCAAUCCAAUUGGACCGCAGCAAGGAGUAGCCAAUAAGAUCAUGGCCUGGAGCGGGGUGCUCGAGUGGCAAGAGAAGCCAAAGACGACGUCGAUGGAUUCCAACACGAAGUUGACACGGUCGCUGCCCUGCCAGGUGUAUGUCAACCAGGGAGAGAACCUCAAUGCAGACCAGUGGCCCCAGAAGCUCAUCAUGCAGCUCAUCCCUCAGCAACUGCUGACUACACUGGGGCCUCUCUUCAGGAACUCUAGGAUGGUACAGUUCCACUUCACCAACAAGGACAUGGAGUCUCUCAAGGGCCUCUACCGCAUCAUGGCCAAUGGCUUUGCUGGCUGCGUGCACUUCCCCAACAGUGCCCCCUGUGAGGUGCGCGUCCUCAUGCUGCUCUACUCAUCCAAGAAGAAGAUUUUCAUGGGCCUCAUCCCCAACGACCAGAGCGGCUUCGUCAAUGGCAUCCGCCAAGUCAUCACCAACCACAAACAGGUCCAACAGCACCGCACGAUGGGUGCUGCUGGCUCCAUGCCGCAGGGAGCUGUCCCUCCUAACCAGAACUUCCUCAACCGGCCCCCCGGGCCCAUUCCUGUCUCCCAUGGCAACGUCCAGCAGCAGCCAGUAGUUUCGGGGUUACCACCGGUCAGCCAGGUCACCAUGAUGGAUGACCCGCAGAGGCAGUCCAACAUGAUGAGGGCAGCUGCCACAGCCAAUCAGCAACCUCCAGUCUCAGGCGCUCCACCCAAUCAGACAGCGCAGGGUGGCCAAGCUCCACCACAGCCUUCUAUGCAUCGCCUCUCCAAUCCAGGAGCCAAUCCACAGCUGCGCAGCCUCCUGCUCAGCCAGCAGCAGCCGCAAGCGGCCGUGUCCCACAUGCAGCCCGGGAUGAUUCCCCAUCAGGCCCUGGGGCAGCCGCUGGUACAUACCUCACCAGGAGGGGGUGCCCCGCUGCAGGCUCAGUGGAGACAGCCGCUGGCAGGCCAGAUGCUGAUGCCCCCAGGUCAGAGAGGCUCCGUGGCUCCGGGUCCCAGCAUGCCUCAAGUGUCUAGCGUCAUGGAAGAUGAGAUCCUCAUGGACUUGAUCUGAGGCAGUCCUGCCGUGAUGCGCUGUGUGCAGGACAGAGCACGGCAAUACACACAAACACACAGUCUUGCGCGCAUACACACACUUCCUGCCAGCAAGUUACACGCAUGUUUGUUUUGCUGCCUCUUUUGUUCCCCCUUGCAGCAGCUGCUUCCUCGCAGUGCAAUAAAGGCUCGUUUUGUGCAUGAGAACUUGUGCAGAAA
Molecule: messenger RNA, 2736 nt
Organism: Scleropages formosus (Asian bonytongue)
Lineage: Eukaryota; Metazoa; Chordata; Actinopteri; Osteoglossiformes; Osteoglossidae
Gene: med25
Product: mediator complex subunit 25
Exons: 20
Coding region: 284-2536 (750 amino acids)
Biological process (GO): positive regulation of transcription by RNA polymerase II
Cellular component (GO): mediator complex; transcription regulator complex
Source: RefSeq, a predicted model, not a curated record